GCACGGAAGUUUUAUAACAGCAGAGUUAUGUACACAGCAGUCUCACCAUGAGCUAAUGUUAUUUUCCAUCUAAAACUUAAAGUUUAAGCUUCACAACAGCCAACAAAAUGGUAAACCUCGGUCUCACCAAAGUGGACGACGCCCUGGCAGCAAAACACCCGGGUUUACAGAGUUACGCUGCCUGUCAGUCUCAUGCCUUCAUGAAGGGGACUGGGACCUUUAUACUUGGUGCUGGUGGUUUAUUUGGCAUUCAGAAACUUCUCCAGAAGAGGCUGCCUUAUCCUCUUCAAUGGAACCUGCUCAUUUCAGUAGUGGCAUCCUCAGUGGGAAGCUAUGCAGUGACUCGCUGGGAAACGCAGAAAUGCUCAGAUCUCUGGUUGCUGCUGGAAACAGGCAAAGUUCCAGACAGAUCGCCACCGCAGGUGUCUCAACCAGAGGUACCAAAGGGACCUGAGAAGACAAAAUAUGGCGAUGUGAUGGAGUGAAGUUUUAAAUGAAUUGUGUAUCUACUGUAUAUAACUACAAAUUUUCAGAAAAUGAACCCUGGUGGAGAUAUUCAGAAAAGCCGGGAUGGUGCUGGUCGUGAGAUAGUUCACACUCUAUUUAAUUGCAUCCCAGUUUUUUUUCCACCUCCAUUUUUGCACCACAUAAAUGAAGUGCCAUUUUUUUCCAGUUUCAGAGUUUGUGGAGCUUUUGAAUUUCAUAACAGCAUUACUGUGUGGAUAAACAGAUGAGUUUCCCAAAUCAGAGGUCAGGAAUUAGUCAGGGUUUUUAGGAGGAAUCCCAUGUUAAGCUUGUGAUCCGGUAUUAUUUUUUGGAUGUGUUUGUUUGACAUGCAACAGAAUUAAUGCGGCACUACCAAAACCAGCCACUAGUUGUCACUGUAUACCUCAUGGGAUCAGCAAAGCUGUAUGUUGUACUCACUGGUGCAGACCAGUCUCUGUUUUCAAGCUAUCUAACUAGCUAUGACAGUUUUAAUCAUAUGCUUUGGACUACAAUAACUGAUAUGAUUUAUUUAUCUUUUUAAAGACAUCAGCAUUCAUAGCUGUUUAAUAAAAUGCUCUGGGCAGCAGUGUAAUCCACAUGAAAUCAUUUACUGUUGUUGCUUUGAGCCACUGCAUGUUCAUUCAUCAGUAUUCAAUUCAGCAAUGCUGUAAUGAACCCUGCAAUGUCUCAGGAUGACUAAAUAUUAAUCCUGUUUGGAUUUAUGUCAAUUUUGCAUCUGUGCAUAAAUAAAUUCUUUGAGGUUAGGUGCUAAUUUAGAGUGCACAUGAGCAGUGGGUUAUGAAAAAAUGGGACAAGACAUGUAGAUGCCAUUGCAAAUAGUCACUGGAUUUAGUCAGAAGUAAACGUGUUCUCCUGUGAGAAUCUAUCUCCAUCCUGCUGAAAGCUGCCUUCUGAUUAUUUUACUCAUGAAUUUGCUUUAUGAAGACGUAAAAAGAUUCACAUACCCAGCCUUUAUCAUGUUUAUUUUUUUGUUAUUCAGAAGUAAAAAGUAAUAUAUAUAUAUAUAUAUAUAUAUAUAUAUAAAAAGAAUACAGAACAUAUUGCCAACAUAUUUUAUAUUACUUAUGCUGUAUAUUUAGACAUCUGGUUCUGAUUUCUUUUGAGUUUGAAUUGACUUACUGCAAGUUGCUUUGAACAAAAGUGUCAGUUGAAUGAAUUAUCAUGUCAUUUGUUAGUAAUGCUGACAUAUAGAGUUUAAAGACACCACACUAAUUCAUCCUCCCCUCAUCCACAUACACACAAACACCCAUAUGUUCAUGCUUUUAACAGAGCUAGAGGGGAAAAUAGGACACUACACCAUGAAAACAGAAGUACAGCUGGACCAGGUGAUUUGUCUUGUAUUGGCAUGUCAUGAUGCUUUAUUGGAAUUGCAUAGAAGGGUGCUGAAAAUAAGUAUUGUCAAGACCAAGACCAGACCAGUGCAAGUCCCACUUUGCAUGACACCAUAAAAUGUGUUACGUGCAAACAAUUGGUGCUCCUCAAAUUAAUCUGAACGAUCCACAUUUUCAUAAAAACACCUACAGAAAACAAUGAAGAUUCCUUUUCAUCAUACUGUUUAUGUAUGUAUGAGUGUACCAUGAGAAGUGUCUUGAUAAAAUAUCCAAAAGGCAUUGCAGAGGUGAUUUUAUGUAUGGGAAAUUGCCUUUGUGAGCAAACAAAUACAGACACUAAGGAGCUGAAAUCAGUGUAACCAUCAUUUUUCACCACUGCUUUUUUUCUUUAAAUUAUUGCCUUAUCAACAGUGAACAGGCAAUUAACACUGCAAAACAAAAUUGCCUGGAGAGUAGGUUUUACCCAACAUAAAUGCACACGUGGAUGAAGAUUCAUCAUACAGCAUGAGAAGACACACAGCUACCCAUGCAUACACCCUCCAUGGACAUAAUUAUACACAUCCAUCCAUACACACACGUAAACAUUACUCACAUACAUACAUAUUACACAUAUACGUACCUGUAUACACAAAUAUAUGCAUGUGAAUCUACAAAGAAUUAACCUCAAAAUGA
Messenger RNA from Epinephelus fuscoguttatus (brown-marbled grouper), 2510 nucleotides. RefSeq names its product transmembrane protein 141 (gene tmem141). NCBI's taxonomy places the organism in Eukaryota, Metazoa, Chordata, Actinopteri, Perciformes, Serranidae. The record is from RefSeq and is a predicted model, not a curated record. Bases 108 to 485 code for a protein of 125 amino acids. The transcript has 5 exons.